Messenger RNA from Miscanthus lutarioriparius, 1803 nucleotides. NCBI's taxonomy places the organism in Eukaryota, Viridiplantae, Streptophyta, Magnoliopsida, Poales, Poaceae. The record is from the annotation of a GenBank genome assembly.
AUGAGGGCCGAGGAGUCGCUGCUGCGGCAUGCCUACGUUUGCGACUCUGCGUACAUCCACAUCAGGCUAGCAGAGAGGCUACGGAGACACUACCACCUCAACCAGUUCAUCAGCAGCCACCAUUGUCCAGGACCAUCGACACGCCAUCGUUCAGAGAAGGACGAUGAUGAUGACGACUUCAUGCAGCCCCCAACUAGGCACCCGAGAUGGAAAACUGUAGAAGAAAAAUGCCCCUCGCACGGAUCCACCUAUGAAGACAAGCUAGUUAGCAGAGAAAUGUUGAAGUAUUUGUAUGACAGGCUAGACCCUGAUACUAUGGUAUUGGUUCUUGGUAAAGAUAGGGUUAUACAUAUCAACCCUUUUGCUGUUAAGCAAGUGUUUGGCAUUCCAGACAUUGGCGAAGAAUUAUCCCUACACACAAACCAGGAAGCAUGCAAGGCCCUGUCUGCUUUCAAGGAUUUUAUUGGUUUACAAGAAGAUGAGGAUGUGCACACCAAGUAUCUGCAAGAGAUCUGGGAGGCCGACAUUGAGUUAGACUCUAGGAUGCUUGAUGACGACAUGUGCAUUAAAAUUUUCUUCAUGAUCGCUUCUAACAAGCUGUUGUUUCCUUCCUCGGACAACAACAUCAGGGCGAAAGAUGUUUAUUUGGCUAGGAAUUUGUCUCGACUACCCACUAUGAACUGGUGCAAGGCUGUUACUGAUGAAAUCCGAGAUGCUGUACGCACGUGGCGACUUGAUAGAACAACAAAAGUUUCGCCUUCAAUUACAGGAUGCGCGAUUUUUCUGUUGAUAGUUUAUUUGGAUAACUUACGCAACAACCACCAGAUCAAUCACAAGGAUAUUCCCCGUGCCAACUUAAUUAGGGACAUCAAUGAUACGGUUUACUACAUGCCUCAUCAUUCUAUUCCAGAAAAGCCAGCAAACAUACAACCUGUGACUACUAUACAGUUCCCUAGCAUUCUUUCAGAACUAGGUGGAGUAGUAAAUGUGACGGUUGCUAAGCCAAAGAGGAAGCUGUUAGUGCAAGCUUUAGCAGAAUUUGAUAUCAAAUCGAAAAAGGCAACAACUUUUUUAAACAGGGGACAACUAAUGCUACAAGCUUCACAUGACCAGCUCGUUGCAAAGGUGCGGUCAAUUUUGGAGAACCAGAGUUGUGAGAAUAACAGCAUAGGAUAUGUCACUAACCAACACAUACACCAGGAGGCACAUGUGCCACUGCAACAGAACAGUCCCACGAAGGCAGCGGCACCACAGCCCACUGAUGCCACAGCGAAUGCCGAGUCAGAACAGGAAUUGGAUCAUGAACACUCACCGGUUCACACGGAUGUGACAAUUGGUGAUGUUGUUCCUCCAAUUCUGGAUCAGGCGACGAACAAACCAAGGAGGCACUGGACAAGCAUCACAGAUUGGCAUUGCUUACUACAAUUUUACUUGUUUGGGGAUGAGCACGUGUUCUACGACACGAUAGCACCAUUGAUGAUGAGCCCCUCCUACCUGCUACUGUUUAUCCAAAACCACAACGCCUUACAAGAUGCCCAUCCAAUCCACAUGCCUGAUGGUGGUGGCUACAGGGUGUCCCUAUCCCACCGGAUUGGGGAAUACGUCAAUAUGGAGGAUGAGGAGGAAUUCGAACAGUGGGAGUUUCAAACUGCGCUUGAAAUUCUAGAGAGUGACAUUGCUGCUGUUGACACAACUAAUGUUAAGCUAUUUUCUUUACUAAUAUCUUUUUGUGAAUUGGCGUUCUUUUUGCCAAUUAUGGAGGAGGACCACUAUAUCUGCUUAUCGCAUCAACCUUAUACAUGA